This is a messenger RNA of Candidozyma auris, 1758 nucleotides long. It is a transcript of the gene ABP1, whose product is annotated as Abp1p. Gene Ontology annotation, cellular component: site of polarized growth; actin filament; cortical actin cytoskeleton. The record is from RefSeq and is a predicted model, not a curated record. Gene Ontology annotation, molecular function: actin filament binding. Lineage: Eukaryota; Fungi; Ascomycota; Pichiomycetes; Serinales; Metschnikowiaceae. The transcript has a single exon. The coding region runs from base 1 to 1758 and encodes 585 amino acids. Gene Ontology annotation, biological process: regulation of actin filament polymerization.
AUGGAAAGGAUUGAUUUAUCCACAAACUCUAGGUCUAUCAAAGAAGCUUAUGAAAAGGUUGUGCAAGGAGAUAAGGCUACUUAUGUUGUUUUUUCUGUCAACAAGAAUUCGACUUUAGAAGUUUCCAACGUUGCCCUGGGUUCCCUUCAGGACUUCAUUGAGGAGUUUUCUGAUGGCGUAAUACAGUUCGGAUUAGCAAAAGUGACUGUACCAGGAUCUGAUGUGUCAAAGAACUUGCUAGUUGGUUGGUGUCCGGAUAAUGCUCCCGCUAAGUUGAGGUUGUCGUUCGCAGCAAACUUUGCCGAUGUUUCCAAAACCUUGAAUGGGUACCACGUCCAAAUUACUGCUCGCGAUCUGGAUGACUUAAAUCUGGACGAAUUUGUCUCAAGGAUAGCUGCUGCUGCAGGGGCGAGGUACACUGCCCGGGCCAUCGAAAACGACUUCAAGACUGAUUUUAAGAAGCAAAUUCCGCUGACUUCUUCGUCUGGAAAGGAUGAUUCGAGGCCAUUCAUUCCAAAAUCAACGGGAAAACCCGUUUUUCAUGUCCCCUCCAAUCAGUCUUCGAAAGUAAGACCCUCGAAUAGUCCAAAUAAAGAAGUAGAAGACGAUGGGUGGAAUGGAGAAAAAGAAUUAGAGAUCAGGGAUUUUGAAAAGCAACCUUUGGAGCUGACACCAUCAGCGUAUAAACCGACGAAGGUCAACAUCGAGGAAUUGCGAAAGCAGAAGUCGGACACAGUGUCAUCUAAAUCGAAGCUUGAUGUCAAAAGCUCCACUCCAGUGCAGGCAAAAGUUAUCUCGAGUGACGCGGAUAACGAGCACGCAUUAGUUGAUGGGCGCCUAACUUCCUUGCCUAAACCAAAAGUCGCUGGAUCUGUCGCAAGCCGCUAUACCGCAGCAGCAAAGGAGUCGUCUAACGCUACAUUCGGGUCCAAACCAAUGGGUAGUCCUCUGCCAAAGAGGGCAGAUAAAGUCAUUAGUGGAAUGUCCAGAGAUUUUGGCUCAACAGGAGGAAAAACUCCCGCACAAUUGUGGGCGGAAAAAAAGGGAAUGUACAAAGAUGUUAGAUCUGGCCGGGACUCCACGUCAGGAGAAGAAUCUGGUAUUGCUGGUUUGGAAGAUGACAGUAUUCAGAAGCACGACUCAGCAGUAUCCAUUGAUGAUAUCAGUUCGAAACUCGAUCAAACUUUCCAGAAAGCAACUGGAGCAGAUGUGCUUGAAGAAGAUUUGCCGGUUGGAGCACGCGGAAUAAAAGAAGACGAUUCAACUAAUGCCGUACAUUCUUCGCAACCUCCGCGUUUACCUUCGAGAAUCUCACCUGCUGAUGCGACUGAAGAAAAGAAGCUUAUAAUGGCGAAAGCGAGCUUCGAUUACGAUAAAGAUGAAGAUAACGAAGUUGAUUUUAAGGAAGAUGAUGUCAUUGUUGACAUUGAGUUUGUUGAUGAGGAAUGGUGGAGUGGUACAAAUGAAAGAACUGGUGAGCUGGGUCUAUUUCCCGCUUCAUAUGUUACGAUAAUCAACGACGGUGAGAUGGAGAAAAUCGGCAAGGUUUCCUCAGAUGAAGACACCUCAAGCAAGACGGCUAAAGAAGCUGUUGCUGAGUUCUCUUAUGAGAGAGAUGAAGAUAACGAAAUCGAGUUUGAAGAAGGCGAACGUAUCAUCGAUAUCGAAUUUGUCGACGACAACUGGUGGUCUGGCAAGCGUGCCAAGACUGGUGAAGUGGGUUUGUUUCCAGCAAACUACGUAAAAUUACAAAAUUAG